AGAAGACGGCGCCAUUUUGCUCGGGCCUAAAAACAAGAUGGCGACGAUCAAUGUUAUCGGUUCAGAAGUCGAAUUACCAGUGCAAGAAGUUGAGGUUGAGACCAUACCGGUAGAAAAUAUAGAAACUGUCGAAACUACGAUUGAAGAAACACAACCUAUGAUCGCACUGCAACCGUUACCAGUCUCUGAUCGAGAAGAUAUAGAAUUGCAAACGAGAGAGGAAAUUGUCGGCGGGGACCCAGAAGACAUCCAUGCCGCAAACUCGAUUAUUGAUAGCGUUCCAGUUCCUGCGCCCGACUAUAUUGAUGAAAUGCAGGUUACGACGGGGCGACGAGGUCGCCGAGGGAAGAAAUCUUCGAAAAAGAACUCUGCGGCAUCAGGCGAGCUCACAUUCGACAUCGACAAGAAUACGAGAAAAUGGGAACAAAAGCAAGUACAAAUAAAAACUCUCGAGGGAGAAUUUUCAGUAACCAUGUGGGCCUCAGAAGAGAAAAAACAACUAACAGAUGAUAGUGACUUGAUAGCAGAACCAGAAACACAGACUGUUAUCUUACAGCAAGCACAGCCAAUAAUUCAAAUUCAACAACCUACACAACAAAUACUUUCUCAGUCCAGUCACAUACCAGAUUAUUCAGAAUAUAUGACUGGUAAGAAGCUGCCACCAGGUGGUCUGCCGGGAGUUGAUCUUAGUGAUCCUAGACAGCUAGCUGAGUUUGCUAAGACAGCCCCCCAAGUCCCAGAAUUUAUGCUUGGAAAAUCAACACCUAAUAUUCCAACUUCAAUGAGGCCCAAGAAGCCAAAAGAUGAAGAUAUUGCAAGAACUAUAGCAUGUCCACAUAAGGGUUGUACGAAGAUGUUUCGAGAUAAUUCAGCAAUGAGGAAGCACUUACACACUCAUGGCCCCAGAGUACAUGUCUGUGCAGAAUGUGGAAAAGCUUUUGUAGAGAGUUCAAAACUUAAGAGACAUCAGCUGGUUCAUACAGGUGAAAAACCAUUCCAGUGUACCUUUGAAGGAUGUGGUAAGCGUUUCUCACUGGAUUUCAAUCUGCGUACUCAUGUAAGAAUCCACACUGGUGACAGGCCUUAUGUGUGUCCAUUUGAUGGCUGCAACAAGAAGUUUGCUCAGUCUACUAAUCUAAAGUCACACAUACUCACUCACGCCAAAGCCAAAUAGUUUACUUUUUCCACAGUUGUCAAAAAGUUACAUUGCUUCUUUUUUGAAGCCCACAGUAAUGUGUAAUGUUACUGUUUGUUGUUACACACAUUCUAGCUCCCAUAAUUGUGGAGGCGAUGCUUUACAGCUGAAUGUUUUUAAUGCUGUUGGAAUGUCACUAAGACCUGUAUAUUUAAAUAAUGGGGGAUAUUAGAACUGGAGAACAUGAUCGGCUCUGUUUCAUGUCAUGUUCACUACUCAUAUUUUAUGGAUUAUUUUUGGUCAUUCAACAACUGUUCCUAUGAUCUUUAUCGGAAUAGUAAAUUUGUGUUUUUUUCUUAGUAACUGCAAUUACGUUGGAUUUACCCUGCAACAGUGGAUAUGAUGCCUGGCAAUGUAAUGUGCACACACAUACACCUCUCGCAUACUACACCGUGGUAUUCAAAAGUUGAUUAAUUCAAUAUUUAAAGUUUCAAAUCAUUUCUUCCAUCAACUUAGUGUUUAAAUCAAUUUAGAAGGUUUGGACUGAAUUGAAAACACACUUCAUACUUUUGGUAAUGGGAUUACUGGUAUGCCCAUUAGCAUUAUACAGAAAGGGGUCACCAAACAAUCUUUUUUUUUUUAAAAAAAAUCUUGGAAAGGGCAACAUUUUCAUGUUAUUUUUAUUUUUGCAUUAGUUUCCAUGCUGAAAGUAUUACUUCAUUUCAAUAAAUUUCAUGUGUUGAUAUAUUGAUAUGAAUCCCAAUAUUGUGAAUUCUCAGCCAAUGUCAUUUACUUUAAUUAAUUAGUAUUCAUAGUCAUUAUCUCCCCCCUUCCAUGUAAGAUUUGAAAUCUUCUUAAUUCAUAUCUGCUAAUUAUACUAGUUUCAGCCACCACCCACCUUUUAUGAUAAUUAAAUGAGGUAAUCUGCAAACUUGUAAAUAAAGAUGAAAGCUAAAUAGACUGCCAUUCUUUGAUUUUUUUCGCAGUCUGUUGACAAGUCACAGUGAAUUGUUUGACACUUGAUCAUAUAUAUAUCUUUCAUUGUGCCUGUUAACAUAGUACUGAAUCCAUAACUAUAAUCAGGCAAUUCUUGUUGGAACCUGUUAGCAGUCAUUGUCCCUAUUUAAUUACAGUUUUCUAUUAUCAUAUAAUACAACAAUUUACUUUUUUGGAGGCAUGAACCGAUUCAGGAGUUACUUCCAUAUUUUACCUUGCACAUUUGCAAUCAUAGGGUGUUUGAGAAUUCUGAUUUUUAAAACAGAAAUGCCUUGCAGUAGAGUGCUAGAAAUACAUAAAGUGGUGAUUUUAUGUUUGUAUUACUUUACUGAUAAUUGAUUUCAAUAUGGGCCACAUACAAUAAUAAUUCAGCUCCACUUAAAAUGUCUCGAUCACUUUUUAUUAUAUCAAUAUUUUAGUGCACUUGUUUAUUUGUCAAAAAAAUAUAUUAUUUUUGGACCAGAAACUAAGUUAGUAUUCUAUUCAAGUUGGAUCAAUGUAAUUUGUUGUGAUGUUCAAUAACUUUAAAAUGUUGCAUAUUUUUGGACUAUGAAUUGUUGCACGAUGUGUGCCUUUGUUCAUGUACGCAUCACAUGGAGCACAAAACUGCUAUAUUGUAGUGUCUGCACAAAUAUUGUUCCACUGAUAUCUCAAGAACUAGUUGUCUCAUUCAUGUAAUGUACAAAACAAAUUAUACAAGACUAGUGCAAAAUCUGUUAAGUUUUGUGUACAUAUUAAUUAGUUUAAUUUGCAUAUUAUCAUUUUAUCAUAUAUUUCACUCGUUCAAACGGUUCAAAUUAAAUGUACAUAUUUACAAAAAUCAUUGUACGAGAUCUAGUUAUUUUUAUUCUACCAAAUGGAUCGCACAAAAUGUCAAUUUCUGUGACACGACACAUACUGAUACGAGUGGUAAAUCUGAUCAAACUUCUGAAUGGCUAAACACAGCACAGGCAUGCAGGUCUGAAUUUCAAUUUAAAAUUGAAUAGUGGUUUGUAAACUGCAUGUACUAUUGACAGCUUGCUAACUUUUGAAUGUUUUACAUCUUCAUUUAAUUGUUGUGAUCCAGUAUGGCCAACUGGUUGAUAUUAUACAGUCGCGAACAUCUGCACAUCCAAUAUUGGGGGUCCCUUGAUAACUUUUGCUGAAAUCCUACGAUAACCAAUUUUGUUUUUUAAAAACUGAUGACCAUUUCCGGCUUUUAUAGGAAGUGAAUAGGCCAAUUUCAUAUGAACUUUUAACUGUCUUCCAUUGUGUUCAUGCAGGUUUUUCUUGGAAGUGGUGGUCAUGGUAGUUUGUUACAUUGUUUAAAAUCUGAACAGUUCAGACUUGCAUGGGCUGGUGUCAUGUUUAGCUACAUGCGCAUUUGGACAGUGUUUUAGAACUCUAUGCAGCUCAUUGCUACAUGUAAAUUAAUUGGGAUAGUUAUAUACACCUGUAUAUGCUUUUGAAGGGUAUCAAAUGUGUGUGCUGUUAAAGAAGUCUUCAUAAACAGAAGUUGAACAGAUUAUCAUGUUUAUUUAAUGGGUGGGUAGUAUGCAGUUCAGAGAAAUAUCUUGCAUAAAAAUAAUAUUUAAUAUCCUGUCAAAUAUCUCGAAAAUAACCCGAAUACCAUACCUUGUAUACACACUUUUCUUAUUUAAUUAUUUUGUUUUAACAUUCAACUACAUAAAUGUCAAUUUUUAUUAUGGCAUGAAAUGUAGCUUUAUCUUUGUAUCUGCCAUUUUAGGACGUGUAAAACUACAUCUUUUCUAUAUCUAUAUGAAAAACAAUUGUAAAAUAAAUUGCAUGACAACAUGCAUCAUCUGAAGUAGUGUAGUAUUCUGUCGAGUCUGCUUUGGGUAUAUCUAGAAUACUUUAAUGUCGG
Messenger RNA from Saccoglossus kowalevskii, 3995 nucleotides. Its product is annotated as transcription factor YY2-like. Gene Ontology annotation, cellular component: PcG protein complex; chromatin; transcription regulator complex. Lineage: Eukaryota; Metazoa; Hemichordata; Enteropneusta; Harrimaniidae. The record is from RefSeq and is a predicted model, not a curated record. Gene Ontology annotation, biological process: regulation of transcription by RNA polymerase II. Gene Ontology annotation, molecular function: RNA polymerase II cis-regulatory region sequence-specific DNA binding; DNA-binding transcription factor activity, RNA polymerase II-specific.